Messenger RNA from Cuscuta campestris, 473 nucleotides. The record is from the annotation of a GenBank genome assembly. Lineage: Eukaryota; Viridiplantae; Streptophyta; Magnoliopsida; Solanales; Convolvulaceae.
CAAUAUGGAUCACGGUUUGCCCAAGUUUUCUCUUCUAGGUUAUGAUGAUUGGAAGAUCAUGAUGGAAGCACAUCUCUACGCUCUACAUGACUGCAUGUGGAUGGUGCUUGAGGAUGGACCCUUGAAAAUCUAAAUGGAGAAUCCUGAGAGGAAUCCAGCAACUCCAGAUGUAGUCCAGUACAUUCCAAAGCCCAAGGAAAAAUGGGAUGAUAGAGAUUGUGAAAAGCACAAUCUGAACAACGUCGCCAAAGCAGCCAUCUUCAAGACACUUGAUCCCAUCACCUUCUCCAAAAUCAAGCAUCUCAAGACUGCCAUGGAGAUAUGGCAAGGUCUUGGGAAGCUAUGUGAGAGAUCAGAGGACCUGAGAAAGCAGAAGAUAGAAGUCCUGCUUGGAUUAAAGAUUCCACAAAAUCUUGAAUGAUCUUGCCUCACUCAACCACGUUCUUUCUCCCAAAGAAAAGAAUGUAAGGUUA